AUGCACCAGCAAGUCGCCGAAAGAGUGUCACGCACAUAUCCGUACUACUCCUGCCUCUUCAAUCUGAGCUUCUACUUGGGAAUCGGCAAGUGUGUAAUUGCAGAGACUGAUGGCUCUUCUGCAGACACAGAGUUUCUGCCCCUGGAUCAGCCCUUAGCAAUCCCAGUAGAAUGCGAAUGCAACUUCCGGGCUGAGUUGAUAAAGAAUACGAUAGACGGAGAGAGCUUUCGAUCCGUCGCUGGAUCGCUCGAAGGCUUGACAACCUGCCGAGCCAUCCGAGAGGCAAACCCGGGUAUUCCUCAAUUCGACCUCAAUGAAAAUGUUCAGUUACGCGUGCCUGCCUGCCCUUCUCCUGAAACUAGUACUUGUCUCUUGCUCACUUAUCCUAUAAGCAAAGGAGACACUGUAUCAGGCUUGGCCUCGAAGUUCAAUACCACUCCUCAAGCUAUCAUAUCUGUCAAUAAUGGAUCACUCGGAACGUUCGAUCCCGAGAGGCUGAUUCCAUUGACGUCCAUUUUGAUACCGAUUGAUGGUCGGCCUAUGCUUGGUUCUCCCGCUGAACCCCGUGAGCCGAUCUUGGAUUUUGUGGACACUAGCGAUCCGAUAGUCGAUUAACACGAGAAGAAAUCAAGAAUGUGGGAGAUUUGGAUUUACAUUGCCGCAAGUAGCGUGACAGUUGGGAUUAGCGUUAUGAUUGUGGCGAUCAUAAUGGUAAUCCAUUACAAGAGGAGGAACCGGAAUUUGUGCAAGCCGGGGAGUCUAGCGGAUGAUGUGGAGCUGCAACAACUCAGUUUGAGCGUGCGAACCACGAGUGACAAGAAAGUUUCCUUCGAAGGUUUGCAAUGUCCUCUGGACGGUCAAAUUAUUGACACCACGCCGCGUAAGAUGCAGGUUGAGCUGUACACGAUUGAAGAACUCAAAAGGGCCACCGAGGACUUCAAUGUGAGUAACCACAUCGAGGGGUCCGUCUACCACGGCCGGCUUGGUGGAAAGAACUUGGCAGUAAAGAUGGUAAAGAUGGAAACUUUCGCAAAGAUCGAGUUCGGGUUAUUCCAUGAUGCCACCCACAAGCACCCCAACAUAAUUAGACUUCUGGGGACGUGUCUGACCGAAAGCCCAGGUUCUUAUCUUAUUUUCGAGUACGCGAAGAAUGGAUCAUUAAAAGAUUGGCUUCAUGGAGGCUUGGCGAUCAAGAGCCACUUCAUAGCUUCGUGCUAUUGCUUCUUGACGUGGAGCCAGAGGCUAAGGAUUUGCCUUGAUGUGGCAAUGGCCUUGCAGUACAUGCACCACAUAAUGAACCCGAGCUAUGUACACAGGAACGUGAAAAGCCGGAAUAUCUUUUUGGACGAAGAAUUCACUGCGAAGAUCGGGAAUUUCGGCAUGGCUUGCUGUGUCCAGGAUGAGAGUGGAGAUUCACCGGCAGACGAGCCAGAGUCUUGGAGCAAGGCAUAUUUAGCACCUGAAUACAUUAGUCAAGGCACCAUAUCGCCUGGCCUCGACAUUUUUUCAUACGGGGUUGUCGUGUUGGAGGUAUUAUGCGGUAAGAUGCCAAUGGUCUGGUCAGAGAACAAGGGAGAGGAGACAAUUCGGCUGUCGGACCAAAUUCGGUCGAUUCUCCGAUCAGACAAUGCAGAUGAGCUCAGGAAAUGGAUGGACGACGCUUUGGGUGAGGAUUACUCAUUCGAUGUAGCGGUCACGCUGGCCAAUCUAGCGAGAGCUUGCACGGAGGAAGAUCCAUCUACGCGGCCGAGUGCCGGAGAAAUUGUUGAGAGGUUGCUGAGGUUAGUGGAAGAACUGCCAGGAGAGCAGAGUCUGGUGAGUGAGAGCUCCUGCAAGCCUCUGGUGAAGGCUGCCGCUACCAACCCGCGUAAAUAACUGUUUGGAGAUUGAAAAGUUUCAGCUCUGAGUUAUGAUCAGGUCAUUACAAAGUUUCUUUUGUGGCCAAUGUCCUAGUUUACGAUUUACAGCCUUCUUGUCUUUAUGUACAUUCGCCGUCGAACCUGAAUCCAAAUUAGAAGCAUGUUCAGACUCUGUAUCCCUCCUUUUUCACGCAUCAAUAAAACUGUCUUUAAGUCGGAAUUAA
Syzygium oleosum is the source of this 2083-nucleotide messenger RNA. RefSeq names its product protein LYK2. The record is from RefSeq and is a predicted model, not a curated record. Gene Ontology annotation, molecular function: protein kinase activity; ATP binding. Gene Ontology annotation, biological process: protein phosphorylation. NCBI's taxonomy places the organism in Eukaryota, Viridiplantae, Streptophyta, Magnoliopsida, Myrtales, Myrtaceae.